Messenger RNA from Contarinia nasturtii (swede midge), 1228 nucleotides. RefSeq names its product probable 39S ribosomal protein L45, mitochondrial (gene mRpL45). The transcript has 3 exons. Gene Ontology annotation, cellular component: mitochondrion. The record is from RefSeq and is a predicted model, not a curated record. The coding region runs from base 129 to 1160 and encodes 343 amino acids. NCBI's taxonomy places the organism in Eukaryota, Metazoa, Arthropoda, Insecta, Diptera, Cecidomyiidae.
GAUAUCAUUACUUAUAUGUAUCAAAAAUGUGUUCCGGUUCUGUGCAUAACGUCAAAACUAUCACUUGAUUCAAAUGUCAAUUGAAAUCAUCUGCCUGAAUCAGUCCAAAGAUAUCACAAUAAUAAGAGAUGGCUGCAAUUACAUUAUUCACUAAAUUUUCAACAGGACUCAGGGCUCAGAGUGGUGUCCUGUCUCAAUGUCUCAAUAUACCAUAUAAUCAGCAACCAAGCCGUAAUCAUUCAAAGCAUUGGAAUCCAAAAUUUAAGUGGUUGCGAGCAAAGAAAUUCAUCAAAGUAGAUUUACCAAAUUUCCAUGAGAAAGAAAAUGAAAUCAGCAAAGAAGAAAGAAAUCGACGAAUGAAAGAAAGAGGAGCAAAGCCAGCCAGGCCUUGGCAAGAGCGACCAAUUGUUUUAGCCUGUACAAGUGGUAUAUUCGAACCAUAUAUUCCGCCAGAAGGUGACGGUAAACUAUCGAAAUUCACAGCGGGUGGUGCUAAACAAACUUACGAUUUUUUGGAAAAAAAAUCCAAAUCAAUGAUGGCCGUUCGUAAGAUUCGCGGUUUCGAAGAGGAUUUUUCGCCCAAAGAUUUUGCACAAACUGCUCAGGAUAUCUAUGUUCGUGCCCAUGAGGCGCUUAUCAGUAAAGAUGAAAGUGCACUACGUGAAAGUAUCACAGAACGAUUGUAUCCUGAAAUUAAAUUUAACACAAAAAACGUUACAAUUCGAUGGAAAUUCUUGGGAUCGAUUGAACCGCCACGAGUUGUGCACGCACGUCAAACGAAUCUCAUUUCAAAGGAGAACAUUUUCGCUCAAAUCACCGUUCGCAUGCACACACAACAAUCGUUAGCAAUUUAUGAUCGAUUCGGUCGGUUAAUGCAUGGCAGCGAGAUUCUUGCAAAGGAUGUGCUUGAGUAUGUUGUAUUUGAAAAGAACAUAUCGAAUUUAUACGGCGAAUGGCGAAUGCACGAUAAAAUCGUACCACCUUGGGCCGAACCAAAAGAACCAUCACCAUCCACUUACCGCUAUAUCGAACGAGAAGAAGAGGAUGAAAUGCUCAAAGAAACGAUUAAUAAUAAUGACGAUCAAGAACAAGCCAUCGAAGCGGUUCAAAUAGAAGAUCAAAGUAGCCAAACGAAACCACCUCCUGUUGCAAUUGCAUAGGUUAAUUCGUUGUAUAAAAAAUAUUUUAAACAAAUAAAAGUAUCUAUAUAUUGACAGAGAAAAAACAA